CACGAGAAGCCCUCCAGGCCCGCUUGAUCGAAUGGACUGGCUUCCAAUGUCUCCCCGGAAAUUCGAAUUCCUGCCGAGAUUUUGCACCAAAUUUGGCUGCAAGCAGUCGUGACUCUGGGAUUUCACAACGCAUAACUCCUUGGAAUUUGUAGCUGACUCUGUCCCCGAACGGAAAAAAAAGAAAACCAAAUUCAUCUUGCUCGGAUUUGAUCUCUUUCAGCCAUAAUGAAUUCCAUCUACAGGCUUGCAAACACGCUCUCUCACUUGGUCACGGAGCUGCAAGAAUUUUAUGCAAGGGUCGAUGCUAUUAGCGAUCCAAGAACUAAGAAAUGGCUCUUUGUACCAUCCAUAUGGUCACCCAUUAUAGCAGUUUUAGUUUACUGGCUUCUUGUUUGGCUGCUCCCAAAGAUUAUGAGGUCCAGAGAGGCUUUUCAACUCACAAGCUGCUUAGUAAUAUACAAUGCUGCUUUAACACUUCUGAAUUUAUACAUCUUUGUUGAGGUCUUGGUUGCAACUACAGAUGCUGGUUACAGUUAUUCCUGUCAAGAGCUCUCGAUGACUUAUAAGCCAAAGGAGAUGAGGAUUGCCUCAGUUCUUUGGUGGUUCUAUUUCUCCAAAAUUGUGGAGCUUUUUGACACAAUGUUUUUCCUCCUUCGUAAGAAGAACAACCAAGUAUCUUUUCUUCAUGUGUACCACCACACAACAAUGGUUUGUCUGUGGUGGAUUGGAAUCAAAUGGGUUGCUGGUGGGCAGUCCUUUCUUAGUGCAAUGAUUAAUUCUCUGGUGCAUGUAUUCAUGUACACAUACUAUGGGAUGUCGGCUAUUCCAAGUCUGCGGAAAUACCUUUGGUGGAAAAAGCAUUUGACACAGUUUCAAUUGAUCCAGUUCUGUAUUCUUCUGUGUCAUGGUGUUGUGUCACUUCGCGCCAAGUGUGACUACCCCCUGUGGAUGCAGUAUGCCUUGAUUGGUUACAUGAUCUCUUUCCUUAUCCUCUUUUCAAAUUUCUAUGUUCAGUCUUAUUUUGCUAAGAAGUUUAAGAAGCAAAAACCAAUUGAAGCAAAUGGAGAAAUUGUAACAAAUGGCUCAGCCAACUCUCUUGAAGAAAAGAAGAAACACUACUAGUCUGGGAUAUUUGCUAGGUCUGGUACUGUAGGCAGGGCUCUCAAGUGUCAUGCAAUGAGUGAGACUUACUCAAACUAAUCCAGAACUAUUAGUUCUCAGGCAAUUAAGGUUUCUGAUUUUAAUUGUUGAUUUUUGAACAGCAAUCUGCUGCCUUAGUUAAGUAGUUAUAAAAUUAAUGAUCCCUUUGUAUUUGCUUC
Molecule: messenger RNA, 1319 nt
Organism: Pocillopora damicornis (cauliflower coral)
Lineage: Eukaryota; Metazoa; Cnidaria; Anthozoa; Scleractinia; Pocilloporidae
Product: very long chain fatty acid elongase 4
Biological process (GO): very long-chain fatty acid biosynthetic process; fatty acid elongation, polyunsaturated fatty acid; fatty acid elongation, saturated fatty acid
Cellular component (GO): endoplasmic reticulum membrane
Molecular function (GO): fatty acid elongase activity
Source: RefSeq, a predicted model, not a curated record